CACUGCGAGUCAGCGAAAAAAUUGUGGCGAAACUUCUUAAAAUUGUUUAGGUUACUGCGCGUUUGUUUAUUUCGCAUCGGAAUAAUCAUCAUUGCAACGCUUCUAAUCAUACAUUAAAACCUACAAAAGCAAUCCAAACAAACAAAACCAAAUGGAGCGAAGUCGCAGGGGCAGGAUACGCCGGAUGCCGUCGUCCGGAUCGGAUAGCGAUAGCUCCACGGCAGGACCAAGUAGCAAGAGGAGCAAGCAGUUCGACCCGACCGAAUCCGAGGCAGAGGCAGAGGCGGAAUACAUUGAAUAUCUCGAAGAGGAUGAGGAAGAUCAGGAGAGUUUAGAGGAAGCGUCUACUUCGCAGGCGUCCACUUCGAGAUCUCAGGUCACGCAGACGCAGGCGCGGCAAACAGGUCCGAACAUGUCGCAGCGUGUCAACAACUUUAACCUAUCGUCUGAGCUGUCCAUACCAACUGCCUUUGAUCGUUGCGGCAAAGUGAUUUCCAUGCGGCUCACCAACUUCAUGUGCCACUCCAAUCUGUUCAUCGAGUUUGGCCCCAACAUCAACUUCCUGGUCGGCAAUAAUGGCAGUGGCAAGAGCGCCGUGAUCACUGCUUUGGCUCUGGGCCUCACCAGCAGUGCUAGAGCGACCAACAGGGCCAGCAGCAUACAGAAGCUUAUCAAAAACGGCGAGGCGAGUGCCACCAUUGCCAUUACCCUGUCCAAUGCGGGAUUGCGACCCUUUAAAGCUGAUAUCUUUGGACCCCAUCUCACAGUGGUACGUCAAAUACGUCACUCAUCCUCCACCUACGACCUCCAGGAUGCUUGCGGCAGGAGCGUAUCCAAGAAAGUGGCCGAAAUCCGGCGCAUGCUGCUCUGCUUCGGCAUCAACGUGGAGAAUCCCAUUUUUGUGCUGAAUCAGGAGGCGGCGAGGGAGUUUCUAAAAGAAUUGGAGCCCGCUUCGAAUUACAAACUUCUGAUGAAGGCAACUCAACUGGAUGUUUGCACCAGCAGUCUGACCGAGUGCCAUGCCCAGCGUCGCCAUUUCACCCAAGAUCUGGAGCAACUUGAAAAGAAAAGGGAUGUGGUGGCCAAGCAGGUUGAGGCUGAAGGGGAAAAGCUGCUGAUACUUAAGGAUAAGGAAAAUGUCAAGGUAAAACUAGAACAGUGUAAGACCAAGCUGGCAUGGAUGGCUGUGACGAAUUAUCAGACAGAGCUCGACAAUCUAGAACAUUCCAUCAAACUGAUUGAAAACAAAAAGGCCAAGCUGGAGCAAACUACGUCCAAAAAAGAGAGCACCCAAGCCACAAUGACCCAACAACUGAGCGAGUUUGAAGCUACCAAAAAUCAAAUUUUAGCGACCUACAAAGUUCAGGACGAAAAGCUAAGGGCAGCCAAGCGGGCAGUGCAGGAUCUGCUCCUAAAAACAAGCAAUGUCAAGGCCCAGAUCGUCAACGCCGAGAGACGCAUGCGAGAGGAUCAGCAUGCGUACGAUGAAUGCGAGAAGCUGAUUGGAAACUACCAUGCCGACUUCCAUCGGGUGAAAGAGCAGCGGGAGGAGCACGCCAACAAGAUGGAGGCGCUGAAGAAGCAGGUGGCGGACAGCGAAGAGUUAAUCGCCCGGUUGCGGGAGGAGCAGCAGCAGAUAAAGCGAGAAAUCAGUUCGGUUCAGGAAAGAGUGGAUGCUGUAAAAAAUGAAAGAAUCGAGCUCCAUAAAUCAAAACAAAACAUCAGUAGGGAAAUUGAGGCGCUGUCCCGGAAUAAAUCCAAUAAACUGUCUGUAUACGGUGAGCAGGCAAUACAGGUUGUUCAUGCGUUGCGAACUCAGUACGCCGGCUCCAAUAUGCAUAGGAUGCCCCGCGGUCCUCUGGGCCAGUACAUCAGUGCUCCCAAUCCAAAAUAUAGGGAUUUGAUCGAGAACCAGCUGAUGUCCUGCCUGCGAUCCUAUAUCGUUAGCUCCGACCGGGAGCGACAGUCCCUUCGAGCGUUGCUGCAGAACAAGUUCCCCGGCGGGAACAUGCCCACCAUUAUCACAAGUCCGUUUACGGAUCGCGUUUAUGACGUGUCCAGGAAUAAGGUCCGGCCUACAACGCCAAAUACCACUGUGCUGAUCGAUGAAAUCAGCUGCGACGAUCCUGUGGUAAUGAACUACCUCAUAGAUAUGCUACGCCUCGAAACGGUUCUGGUGACGGAGUCCAAGGAGACAGCGGAGUUCCUUACUUCCGACACGGAAAAUGUUCCGCCCAAUCUGUCGAGGGUGCUGGUGCCGAACCUGGGACUGGAGUACAUACCCUCGCCCAACUAUGCCGUCUACUCGACUAGAAUAAAUCCCGCGCGCUAUAUUCACAUAAACGUCGACGAUCGCAUACGUCAGCUUCAAAUGGAGCACGGUGAUCUUCAGGAAAAAGAGGCUUCUUUGGAAAUAGACUAUAUGCAACACAGAAAAAUGCUAGAAAACACCCACCAAGAAAUUACAAAGAAAAGUGCCAUGAUUGGUCAGCAUCAAUCGAAGAAUCAGCGGGCAAUGCAGCAGAUAUUGGAGCUACAAAACUUUGACUAUCAAGAGCUGCCCGAAUAUGAUCGACUGAAAUCCCAUUUGGCCGAUAGCGGUGAAAAAAUUGAGAAAUGUAAAGAAGAACGCGAAAUGCUGUUGAAAAAACUGAAGGAAAUUGUAGAACGAAAGGCGGAACUUCAGGCAGCCGAAGCCGAAGAAAAGAGAUCCCUUGAGGGAAUUCACGAAAAGCUAUCCACACUGGACACCGAAACCCGCGAAGUGGAAAGCAAGAUCCGCAGUCUGGACCUUCACUAUCAGGAAAACACUCGUAACUUGGAGAAAACGUUGCAGCUCGAGAGGAAAUUGGUUGGCGAGAAGAAGACCAUGCUGAAUGAACUGGAAAAGGCCCGAGUCGAGGCUGAGAAAUUCGGAGAGUUUGUGGCUACGACGCAAUCGGAGGAGAAAAUCCGCGAAUCAAUUAGUCGCUACAGAUCGAAGAUCAAGCAGGUGGAGCAGCUGAACUACAACCCAGAAGAGGUGGAGAAAGGGCUUGCAGAGCUGCGAGACGAGCUGGGACUUCAGGCCCGGCACUUGGCCGUGGUAGACUCCGUGAUCAAGAAGCUACGUAUGGCGUACCAUCAGCGCGCGCAACUAUUCCAGAGAUCGCGCCAUCACUACUUUACAAUGGUUCAGUUUCAGUUUGAGCAAGCCCUUGCUAUGCGACAAUUUAAAGUUAGUUUUGAGACCAGUGACAAGGAAAAAACGUGGAAGAUCAAUGUAUUUCCACCCAGUGGAAAUGAAACUUCCAACACAAGAAGCUUAUCAGGCGGUGAACGCUCGUUUACCACAGUUUCCUUGCUGAAAGGUCUUUGGAGCACUUCAGAUCAUCCCUUCUAUUUUCUUGACGAAUACGAUGUGUUUACAGAUGAAGUUAACCGCAAGUUUAUUACGGAAAUUCUGAUAGGCGAGGGUUUGGAGUGGUUGUCUCGUCAGUAUUGUUUUCUAACGCCCCAGGAUACGAGGGUCGAGGCUAGCAAUCUCAUUACAGUGCACAAAUUGGACGCUCCCGACCGGUAAAUUUAAUAAGUAUUAUAUUUAUACUCGGAAGUUGCAGGACGACAAAGCAUCAGUAUCAACUACAAAAGAGUUUAAGCUAAAUAUGAAUGGUUACCUUUAUUUUAAGAAGAAAAUAUAAUGUUUAUGUAUGUUUAAAUUUUAAGUUCAAUGCUCUU
Drosophila subpulchrella is the source of this 3717-nucleotide messenger RNA. RefSeq names its product structural maintenance of chromosomes protein 6 (gene SMC6). The transcript is spliced from 13 exons. NCBI's taxonomy places the organism in Eukaryota, Metazoa, Arthropoda, Insecta, Diptera, Drosophilidae. Gene Ontology annotation, cellular component: Smc5-Smc6 complex; nucleus; site of double-strand break. Gene Ontology annotation, molecular function: single-stranded DNA binding; damaged DNA binding. The record is from RefSeq and is a predicted model, not a curated record. Gene Ontology annotation, biological process: double-strand break repair via homologous recombination. The coding region runs from base 152 to 3562 and encodes 1136 amino acids.